Molecule: messenger RNA, 2097 nt
Organism: Paramecium primaurelia
Lineage: Eukaryota; Ciliophora; Oligohymenophorea; Peniculida; Parameciidae
Source: the annotation of a GenBank genome assembly
AUGUAUUUAAACACGAGGAGGAGCUUUGUAUUUUUCAAUUAAUAACGAUUAAUUUAAUAUAUUUCAAACAAUUCUUUAUAAUAACAAAGCUAAAUAAGGAGAAGAAAUUUACUUAUAAGGUAAUAGUAAAUUAAAUUAAGAAAUUUUAUAAAAUUAUGGAUGAAACUGAAUUCAUCAUCUCUUUUACCUAAUAAUCUUUAAGAAAUGCCAACUCAUUUAUCUUUAUCAAUUAAUAAUAUCGAGAUGAAAACUAUUUAGAAAAAGAUUAACAAUAAAACAUCAAAUAUUUUGUUAUUGUAACCUUAUCUUGUAAUUGAAUAAGGAAAGGUACAAUUAACGAAAUUAUUAAUCUUACCAAGCAAUUAAGAAAUUAUUAAUUGUACAAUAUAUAAUCCAUCAUAACUUAAAUUUGAGAAUAAUUUAGAAGAAUUUUCAAUAUCUUAUAAAAAUAAUCUUAAUGAAAAAUUACCUAAUUUUUCUAAUUCCACAUGUGAAAUUUUUAUGUAAACAUUAAUAAAUGAUACUCUAAUUGAUUCGACAAAUAUUGCAAAUAUUGAAUAUCAUUCUGAAUCAAAUAAUUUUGAUUUAAGAUUUUUAUCUAUAACUAUUGAUCCAUACAAAUAAAAUAAUCAAACCAAUUAAAUUUAGAUUUUUUGUCACCUUAAUGAUUAAUCUGACACUUUGUUAUAUUAUAUUGAAAUUAAAGGUUUUAUGUGUUAAUUAGGGGAGUUUUAUUUUUAUCAGGUUGUUAAAUAUGUUAACCAAGUUAAGGAUAUUAUUCUGUAACAUAUUAUAAAAAUAAUUAUUAAUUUAUAAAAUCAAAUAUAAUUUACAAAUACAAUUUCAAUUUUAACAGUUUUUAUAAUACAAUACUACAAAAUGUUCAAUAUUUGAUUAAAAUGAAUUUGAAUCUAUAACUUCAAAUUAGAUUUAACUCAAGAAUGGUUAUUGGAGACCUGAUUAUUAAUCUGACUUGAUUGAACAUUGUUUUAAAUUUGUUGAUUUUUGUGAAGGAGGAUGGGUUGUGUCACAUGAUUUAUGUUUAGUAGGACAUAUUGGAGGUUUGUGUGAAGAAUGUGACAUGUAUAAUAUUUGAGGACAAGGAAAUUAUUUUAAAAAUGAAGAAAAUACAUCUUGUCAAGAUUGUUAAGAUGCAAAUAAUAGUGUAUUUCCAUUUGUUCUUACCUCAAUAUGGUAUUAUAUAAUUAUAUGAUUUAAUAGUGUCCUUAUUUCUACUCUUUUAAUUUUAAGAAGUACUGAUAAGUCUAAUAAAUUAUUUUCUUCAUUGAAAAUAAGAUAAAGAUUUGUGAAAAUAAUAUUCAAACUAAAUCGAGGUAAUAUUAUAUAUAUAUAAAGAUAAUGAAAGUAUCUUACUUAAAUUAUUUCUUAAUUAUUUAUGGAUAUUUUCAGUAAUUUUUACUUUUAAUUUUUAAUUUUCAUUUACAUUUAUUAGUUAGACAAGUAACACAUCAUACUUAUGGCUAACAAUAUGGAUUGCUAUUUAUCAUAAAUCUAUAAUAUAUCUCUAGUUUUUAAUAAAAUAAUCACGAUGACCGUAUUAAUGGUGUGCUAAUUAUUAAUAAUAUAUAUGGGGUUUAAGUUAUAUUCAAUAAUCAAACACUAGAAAUUUACUAGCAGUAUAAUAUCUACUACACUCUUGUACUUAUAUGUUUCAAAUUAUGCUUCAUUAAUAAAGCAGUGUAAUUAAUUAAUAAUUGUAUUAGACUUUUUUCAUUAUUGGCUAAGAGGAUAAUAUCUGAAAUAGAAUAUAUUUCAGGAGAUGUAUAAUUACUUUAUAAUUCACCAAGUCAUAAAAAAUGGAUAAUUGGAUUUGUUUUACCAGGAUUAGGAUUGAUUGGAUGUCUCAUCCCAUCUGCUCUCUUUCUACUCUUAUAGAGUUAAUCAGAUAUUAUUUUUAACAAGAAUUUAUUUUAUAGGAUAUAUUUUAAUAAAAGUUUUUGCUAUUCUAAAGAGACAAACUAGAUAAGAUAAAGUUUAGAAAGCAUAUAUGUUAUCUAUUCAAUGAAUAUAAUGAUGAAAAUUACUUUUGAGAAUGGAUAAAAUUAUGGAAAAAAACAGUAAUUAUCCUUAUUAUGA